AACGAGCUCAUCACCUCACGAAACUCAGUUCACACCUACACUUUCGCCGAGUCAGGAUUAUGAGGUACUUUCCACCUCUGAUCACAUCAGUACCUGCAGCAGCUCGCUCCCCCGCCCCGACCUCGAUGAGAAUGGCACGGGCAGGCCCGACAACCAUCGAAUUAUUAGCCUUUGUCGUCUCCAUCAGCAUCCCCGCAUGGCUGCUAAUAAACAAGUACAUCUCCCACCAACGCCGGAGUUGCCGAAUGGGUGCUUGGCUCGGUUUUGUUGCGUGGAACGUGUUUGGGUGUUUCCUCAUGGCUACCUAUAGCAGCGAAGCCCGAAGACUUCGACGGGAGAGGCAAUUCGUUAUGCAGGAGAAAAGAUGAUCUUUUCACCUGGAAUGCUUGGAGUUGAUCGAAGCUUUGCGCGGUACUCUCGACAGAUCGUCACACAACGACGACGAGGACACUUAUUGAACGACCAAUAGCGGAGGUGAGGCCCCCUCUGAACAGUCGCCCUUAGCUCUACAAUCCUGCUUCCACUCCUCCAUCCACGCUUUG
Molecule: messenger RNA, 542 nt
Organism: Neohortaea acidophila
Lineage: Eukaryota; Fungi; Ascomycota; Dothideomycetes; Mycosphaerellales; Teratosphaeriaceae
Exons: 2
Coding region: 60-368 (102 amino acids)
Source: RefSeq, a predicted model, not a curated record